AUGGUUAACGCACAUGCUGCUACUCAAGGACCAGAUGCUCCAGAAUAUGUUUCAAAGGCUAGACAUGCUUGGACAUUCGAGGUCAGGACGAGAAACAACCCAGACAAUAUAACUAUAUUGUUCAAAACAUUGGAUAAAACUCUUUUCCAGAGGAUAAGAAAAUGUCAAUUAGCCAAGGAUAUUUGUAACAUUCUCAUGCAGAUCGGAGAAGGAGAUGAGCAGAAGAAGGAAAACAAGUUGAGCAUCACCAUGAAAAAAUUUGAGGAUUUUCGAAUGGUCAAUGGCAAGAGUAUAGCUGAGAUGGAGACUUGGUUCAUGAAGUUGAUGUGUGAGAUAGCCAAUCUUGGCAAAGAACUAACUUAG
This is a messenger RNA of Ipomoea triloba (trilobed morning glory), 363 nucleotides long. RefSeq lists its product as uncharacterized. The record is from RefSeq and is a predicted model, not a curated record. The coding region runs from base 1 to 363 and encodes 120 amino acids. The transcript has a single exon. Lineage: Eukaryota; Viridiplantae; Streptophyta; Magnoliopsida; Solanales; Convolvulaceae.